AUAUCUUCAUCAAACAAUUGCAAUAUACAGUCUUACUUAUUUACAUACUAUAAUCUCUAGAGAGAGAGAGAGAGAGAGAGUCCAACAUCAAUAUACAGAGUUUGUGUAACCUUCAUCAACCUAACAGCACCUCAUCAUUCUACAUAUUGAUACCUAGCUAGGAGACACAGAGAGAAAAUAUAUAUGGAGAGGAACAUGAGAAUGGUACUGGCGUUGUUUGGUGUUGUUGCGGCGGUUAUGCUACAAUGUGCGGCGGCACAAACGGUGCAUGUGGUCGGAGACGCCUCAGGUUGGAUCGUUCCUCAAAAUGGUGCAGAGGCCUACGUUUCGUGGGCUUCUGAUAAGACCUUCGUUGUCGGUGACACUUUGAUUUUCAACUUCGUAACCAAUGAACAUGAUGUGCUCCAAGUAACAAAAGACUCAUACGACGCCUGCACUGACACCAACCCCAUCGGAAACCCAAUCACCACCGGUCCGGCCAACAUCACUCUCACCUCUGCCGGCGACCACUACUACAUCUGCACCUACGGCAGGCACUGCGCGUCUGGUCAGAAGCUCACCAUCACCGUCUCCGCCACCGGCACUCCCGGUGCCGCCCCACCACCUUCCACGACUGCUGCUCCUCCUCCUCCUCCUCCGUCCACACCUUCUCCCACCUCGAGCACCACCCCUGAAGCUUGUGCUCCGGAGCCGUCGGCCACCAACCCGACUGCCAAUGCGCCCACCAGUUCUACCACGCCCGGACAAGUGGCGCCGCCGCCUCCGGAUUCUUCCUCACCUGCGGUUUCGGGUGGUUUCUUUGUCACCAUUUUGAGCAUUGCCAUGGCAGCCUUGUUUUAGAUACAAGAAGAUAUUUACAUGGGGGGAAUGAGAUGUAAUUUUUUUCAUGGGUUUUUCAAUUUUCUUGCAUUGAAUAUUUUUCUUGCAUUGAAUAUUAGUAUACGCUUGAUUUGUAAUUCAAUUUUGUAUAGGAGCAUUUGAUGAAUAAAAAUAUAAAAUAACGUGGUUC
Rhododendron vialii is the source of this 1009-nucleotide messenger RNA. RefSeq names its product cucumber peeling cupredoxin-like. The coding region runs from base 184 to 840 and encodes 218 amino acids. Gene Ontology annotation, molecular function: electron transfer activity. The transcript is spliced from 2 exons. The record is from RefSeq and is a predicted model, not a curated record. NCBI's taxonomy places the organism in Eukaryota, Viridiplantae, Streptophyta, Magnoliopsida, Ericales, Ericaceae. Gene Ontology annotation, cellular component: plasma membrane.